Messenger RNA from Lotus japonicus, 4912 nucleotides. RefSeq lists its product as uncharacterized. The record is from RefSeq and is a predicted model, not a curated record. Lineage: Eukaryota; Viridiplantae; Streptophyta; Magnoliopsida; Fabales; Fabaceae. The transcript has 3 exons. Bases 545 to 4669 code for a protein of 1374 amino acids.
UGCACAAAAAGUCAAUAAAAUCGCGUGGGAACGCAAUUCCAAACCCUAGUUCUAGAGAGAGAGAGUGUGUAAUAAGAGAGAGAAAGAGAUUCGAGAAAGAGAUUCGAUUCUUCCUUUGUUAUCUCUUUCUCGUUGUUGUUUCCCACUAUCGUUUCGUGGAAGUUGCAGACAAGAGAGAGAAAGAGAGAGCUUGACCUAGAACAAAACCCCUUUUCCAACAAACUUGUUUUUCCAUCUUUCUUCCCAGGUUCCAGCUUCUUUUUGGUCUGUCUUUAUCCUGAAAGCAGCUGAGACUAAAGACUAGAGCUGACUUGACUUGGAUACACAAGGCUUGGCUGUUGGAAGAUGAACUUGUCUACCGAUGAUUGAAAUUUUUAGCCAGUUUCAAUAGUUAUAUAUUGAGGAUUUGCUAUUAAGUCAUAGUAGCUGAAUUUUGAAAGAAGGGUUUUGACUUGUGAGCUUUUAGCGAAGAAUCAUGCCUGUUUCAGGACAUGAAGAGGUGUUUAUUUCUUUCUGAUUUACAGCUAACUACGAUUAGAGAACCAUGCCAAUUUGUUCUAUUUUGGAUAUUGAUUACUUGAUCUUCUAUUCACAGACCGGGGUAAAAUCCCUUGCUGGGCAGUUUAGUGGUUUCAUUGCAGGUGUGCCUAUCAAGAAAAGGAGAUUCCCUUUGAUUCAGCCUUCUUCACCUGUGUCUGAAGAAGAAACUGAGUUACAACGAAAAGAAAAUUCAAGCACUUCUCAAGGAUCUGCCGGUGCACCAAUCAAGAAAAGAAGGUUCCCUUCACUCCAAGCUUCUCCAUCUCCUUCGGAAGAGGCCUCGCCUCCUGAAGAAACUGAUGCCUUGCGAAAGGAAUCACAGGGUUCAACCCUUUCUGCAGGUUCUGCUGGCUUAUCUGAUACUAUUGAAAACCCUGUAUUUGAAGAGAGGAAAGCGAGUUUUGAUGAUACCAAGGCUAAUAUGGAGCAAAAAGCAAAUUCUGAUGAUAACAAGACUGAUGUGGUGGGAAAGACAAUUUCUGAUGAUAACAAGGCUGAUGUGGUGGGAAACAACUCUUGUAUGGUUGUGCCCAAAGUUGAGGAACCAGUCCUUGAAACUCAACCGUGUACUUUGGAUAUCGUGAAUAGUAUAGAGAAGGUGAAAGUGAUACAGAAUGAAGGUGACAACAAAGAAAUGGAAUCCCAAAUGAUUAAGGGGAAUCCUGAACUCCUAUUGGCUGCAAAGGAAGGUCUUCUUGCACUUAGCAUUGGAGCAGAUGUGAGCAAACAGAAUGCCCAAGACUUGUCUAAACAAGAGAGUCAUGUUCCAGAAAGUUCUAGUUUAUCUUUAAGCUUAAAGGAGCACUUAUUUCCAGCUGUUGCAAGUCCAGAAGUUGAAGACAGUCACACAAAAAUUGAGAAAAUUGAGAAAGUAGAACCUGUCUCCUUGGAAUUAUCUUUAAGCAAGGAAGAAUGCAGUCCUCACAGAGUGAAUACUGAUACUAAAACUAGUGGUGAUAUAACAAAGUCCCAUUCUAACCGGGCAAAUUGGGAUCUUAAUACUACAAUGGAUGCCUGGGAAGAAUUUGGGUCUCAUGCCGGUUCAGUUAAAACCUCUAGUGAUGGGAUGAAAAUGAUGGGUACUGCGCUGGGUGAGAAAUUGUUAACAUCUGACAGGAAACCACUAAGAACUGCUGAGUCUUUAAAGAAAAACACAUUGGAAGAGCAGAACAAAGCUUCUCUUUCAUCUCGUAUUCAGAAAAAUGCGGAGGGACCUUCUAGAUUUUCUGUUAAAUUAAAUCCAGGCAGUGUUAGUCCUGCUGUGAGCCUUUCAAAUGUUGUAGCUACUGCUGGCGAUGCAAGUACUUCUAGUUUUAGGUCAGUUCUUUCAUCUUAUCUUCAGAAAAAUGCAGAGGAGCCCUCUAGAUUUCCUGUUAAAUUAAAUCCAGGCAGUGCUAUUCCCGCUGUGAGCCUUUCAAAUGUUGUAGCUACUGUUGGUGAUGCAAGUACUUCUAGUUUUAGGUCAGUAAAGCCAGAACCAUUAGAUAAUGUUGCUAUUAAACAAGAAUUUUUGAUUUCCAAGUCAUCAGAGGUUAGCCAUUUAAAGUUAGUGGAUCCAAUGUUCAUUAAAUCUGAACCUCAAGAAAGGUCCAAGACAGCAGAGAGUAGUACUGAUCAGUUUGGUAAAGAGUUGCCACAAGGGUCAGACAAUUGUUCUUCUACCAUGCCAAUGCCAAUGCCAAUGCCGGUCUUGUUGAAGGUGCCACAAAUUUCUGCAGAUGGAGCUCAUUCUCCUCCUACGGUUCAUCUAGAAACCGUUGUUACACCUAUGGUUGAUAAUGGUACAGUAUUGAGUGAUCCUAGCUCAAAAAUUUCUUCCAUUUUAACUAAAGAUGCUGCUGAUCAUGAGGGUUGCAGAUUGAAACUCAUGAAUGAGCCACCACCUGAUCCACGAGAUAGUGGUGAAAGUUGUGUUAAUGAUGAAGAAAAAAUUACUUUGUCAGAAGAUGAUUCUUAUGAUUCUGAUUUUGAGUCAGAUGACAACCAUGCUAUAACUGUUGGUGCGGAUACUCAACAACAUGUUGAAGAUGAUGAUUAUGAAGACGGUGAGGUCCGAGAACCACUAGAUCCUUCCACAGUGGAGGAGACCAUUUGUGAGGUAAGAGAAGUGGAACAUCCUGAUUCUAGUAAUUAUGAAAAUCAACAGGUGGAGAAAGAAGUAGUGAGUGUCAUUGUUGAUCAUGUAGCGGAAAUUGAUAAUAAGACUGGAAUCCACCGUGAAAUUAAUAGUGUAGAAGAUGGUGUGGACAUUCAUAUGGUUGAGAGGCUUGGUAAUGUGGUAGAUAAAAAUAUGUGUGUUCAAGAGUCAUUUGAUGAUGACAAUUCUAAUAUUGCUUUUGAUGAUGACAAUUCUAAUAUUGCAACGGAUAGGAGAUCAAUUGAUGAAGAUUUGCAAAGAGAACUAUCUGAUGUUUCAGAAAGAAAAAUUUUCUCUGAGGAGACAGAACUACCUUUUGAUCAACCUAAUAUUGGAAGCCAUGGGGUAGAUGUUGUUCAGUGUGCUGAAGAGGUUAUCAAAACAACUGAUACUGUCUUAGAAAAUGAUAUCAAUUUUCCAAAGACGGAAGGAUCUGCAAAUACUGAUGAUGAUUCAGCCAGAGAUUUUAAUAAUGGUGGUAAUCAAGGAAGAAUUAUAGAUCUGUCCCGAGCUGCUAGUUCCUCAUCCCCUAGUAAAACUAGGCCCAUUCCAGGCAGGUCAUUGUCAUCAAGACCUGGAAGAGAUGUGCUGCCUGACACACUUGAUGGUGAAAAAUUUCACAGAGGAAGGGAUGAAGUUUAUGUUGACAGCCCUCACAAGUUUUCAAGAGAAAGACAUCAAGAUAUGUCUGGUAGAAACUCUAGAAUGAAUUUUGUGCGAGGGAGAGGAAGAAUGAAUAGUCGAAUGGAUUCACAUCGGGGUGAAUGGGAUUCUGAUCGUGAAUAUUCUGGUGAGUUUUACAAUGGUCCAACUCAGUACCGUGGGCCCAGGCCAAAGUAUGCAUCUGCUAUGGCUGAUACUGAUAUGGAGUACAAUAAUGCACCUGAUGGUUCAUAUGCUAGUAAUGCUCGGUUAGGAAGAAAGCCCUUGAAUGAUGGCUCAUAUAUUGCACCAAGAAGACGUUCACCAGGAGGAAGAGAUGGCAUCCAAAUGGGUCAUAGGAAUCCGAGACCUAUUAGUCCAAAUAGAUGUAUGGGUGGUGAUGGUUCAGAGUUGGUUGGUGUGAGGCAUAAUGAAAAAUUUAUGAGAGGCUACCCUGAUGAUACUAUGGAUCCUGUGUACUCCCGGCCACAACAAUUUGAGGCAAUGGAGAGUCGGUUUAGUAGAGGUGGUAGGAACUUUUCUUCUAUGCAGAGGAGGGGACCUCCCCAAAUCCGUUCAAAGUCGCCCAUCAGAUCACGGAGUCGCUCACCUCCAUGGUCAUCACCAAGAAGAAGGUCCCCCAGAAGAAGAUCACCAGAAGGUUUUGGUAACCAUCCAGAUUGUAGUCACAGAAGAUCACCUAUGUACAGAGUUGACAGAAUGAGAUCCCCACCAGUUUUUUCUGGGGAGAGAGUGGUGAGGAGGCAUGACUCCCCGUCAUUCAUGUCACGACCUUCAAAUGACAUGAGGGACAUUGAUUCUGCAAGAGAUCACGGACAUCCAAGACCUGGGAUUUCCAAUAGAAGCCCAUCUGGUCGAAUUUUAAUCAGAAACAAUAGGAGAUUUGAUGUUGUAGAUCACAGAGAUCGCGCGGACAACGAUACUGACUACUUUGGGGGGCCAAUGCAUUCUGGUGGCAGGAUGCUUGAGCUCAAUGGUGAAGCAAAUGGUGAGGAGAGGAGGAGGUUUGGUGAGAGACGAGGACCUGUGCGUACUUUUAGGCCUCCUUAUAAUAAUAAUGUUGGAGAGAAUUUUCACAUCAAUGCAGAAGAUGGACCUAGGCAACAUUAUAGAUUCUGUUCAGAUGAUUCAGAUUUUCAUGACAGAGGAAACAACAUGAGGGAGAGGGACUUUGACAGAAGGAUUAAGGGGGGUAGGGGGCCAGCAAAUGUGCCACCUAGAAGAACCAGGAAUAUGGAUGAGCAGGAAGAGAAUUUCAGGCACGGUGGACAGGUCUGGAAUGAUGAUAGUUUUGAUGAUAUUUCAAGAGUGAAGAGGAAAAGAUUUUGAUCUCCCUUUUAUCAGGAAAAGUUUCCUGCUUAGUAGUGGGGAGGUUAUGGAUUUGUAUUGCAGAUUUUCACCUACAGUGUUUUUAGAUUUAGACUAAAAUAAUAUUUGGUCAUCAUCCUUUUGUGGCCUUCCGUUGCACCUUUAGCUUUAACCAUAUGAAAUGGUGAUGCUGUGCUUAUAGCAUGAAGCGAUGUCAGAUUGGACAGGAAGGAACUGUGAAAUGAAACUGGCUACAGUAUGAGA